AUGCUGGCCUUCGCCGCGCUAGUUGCGCUCGCGUCGCUUGGUGCUCCCGCUUCCGCUACGCGCACGCUGCAAGAGUCGCAACCGGUUCUGAUCCCCACGCCCAAACCCACACAAAUUUCUGGGACUGCUAGCCCGAUUAUAAGACCAAGCGUUCCGAUCCUCGUUCCGGACUCAACCCCUGCUUCUGGCAAUCCGCACGAGUGUCCCCAAGACACGGGGUAUGUUUUCUGGGGCGUUUCGCAGGAGGGGCGCGGACAGUGCGGCAAGGCGUACCUCUCGGCUGAGGUGAAGGGGGACCUGAUUGGUGGCCUAGAUCACGGAAUACUCAUCGGCGAGGCGCGAACAACGGAGGUGUUCACACUCGAGGUGGACUCCAACAAUCACCAGAACGGCGCCAUUCUCUGGGACUGCCACAAGAACGUGAAAGCGCUUCUGACGUCGGUCGCCGGCGGAGAUACGUCAUCUGCCACGCCCUACCUCAGGGCUGACGUCACGCUGACCAACGAAGCGGGGCAGACCGUAACGGGGCCCCAGGUGGUUGCGGAGUGGUUCGCGUCGCACUUCGGCAAUCGGCCCAGUCCAUCCGUCAAGGUUUUCAAGGUCUCGUGGAAGCGCGACGAGAAUAAUGGCAUUUACAAGGGGCUUCGAAUGACUGUCCGUGCGGAGACCGACACCCAAGUGAUUACGUUCGCCACGAGCUAGGACGUUUCCACGUACCCGGUCAACGUCCUUGCCAGCGUGAAUCAGGUCCGGAUUGUAAACAAGUAGAGCUUGGUGCGCUCUUCGUGCUUUAAGGAGCUAGACAUUAAUGGUAGAAAUUUCUGUUACGACUCUAAAUAAACACUCGUUUAAGGGCCCCCUAUCAGGAGUAGCAGGCGGC
Klebsormidium nitens is the source of this 880-nucleotide messenger RNA. The record is from the annotation of a GenBank genome assembly. NCBI's taxonomy places the organism in Eukaryota, Viridiplantae, Streptophyta, Klebsormidiophyceae, Klebsormidiales, Klebsormidiaceae.